GUGGGAAGGGCCGCGGGCUCCUCCGUAACCCCCUGAGUCUCCUCCGCGCUGUGCGCAGCCGUACCCCUCCCCGCGGGCGGGCGGGCCGGCGCCGUCCCGGCACUGCAGUCGCCAUAGAGACCGCGCCGCACGCCAUGGGGCGGAGGCUGGGCCGGGGGCCGCCGCUCUAGCCUACCCCCCUCCUCAUAACCCUCCCUUUUCGCGCUCCGCGCUCCGCAGGGAUUCGCCGCUCUAGCCGCGAACAGCCGCCUCGAGGAGCCGCCGCCUCCGCCUCGGCCCCGUUCCAGGCAUUGCUUAAAUGGAAGCCACUGCUGGGAUCUGGAUGGUUCCUGCUGACCCAGCCUUUGCAUAGCAGCUCCACUGGGUAAGGAGGUUGCAAUGAGUGGAGGAGGGGAGCAGCCUGACAUCCUCAGUGUAGGAAUCUUGGUCAAAGAAAGAUGGAAAGUGCUGAGGAAAAUAGGAGGUGGGGGAUUUGGAGAAAUUUACGAUGCACUGGACUUGCUUACUCGGGAGAAUGUUGCACUGAAGGUGGAAUCAGCUCAGCAGCCAAAACAAGUGCUGAAAAUGGAAGUAGCUGUGCUGAAGAAACUACAAGGAAAAGAUCAUGUCUGUAGAUUCAUUGGAUGUGGAAGGAAUGACAGAUUUAACUAUGUGGUCAUGCAGUUGCAGGGUCGGAACCUGGCAGACCUCCGCCGGAGCCAGUCUCGAGGAACGUUCACCAUCAGCACCACUCUGCGCCUUGGGAAGCAGAUUUUGGAAUCUAUUGAAAGUAUUCAUUCUGUGGGAUUCCUGCACAGGGACAUAAAACCAUCUAACUUCGCAAUGGGACGCUUUCCAAGCACCUGUAGGAAGUGUUACAUGCUGGAUUUUGGCUUGGCAAGGCAAUUUACCAACUCGUGUGGGGAUGUCAGACCACCACGAGCUGUCGCUGGCUUUCGAGGGACGGUACGAUACGCAUCAAUCAAUGCUCACAGAAACAGAGAAAUGGGUCGGCAUGAUGACCUCUGGUCCCUGUUCUACAUGUUGGUAGAAUUUGUGGUUGGGCAGCUGCCUUGGAGAAAAAUAAAAGAUAAGGAGCAAGUGGGGUCCAUUAAAGAAAGGUAUGAGCACAGACUUAUGUUGAAACAUCUCCCUCAAGAAUUCAACAUCUUUCUGGAUCACAUUUCUAACUUAGAUUACUUUACAAAGCCUGAUUACCAGCUUCUCAUGUCUGUGUUUGAAAACAGCAUGAAAACGUUUGGGGUUAUUGAAAGUGACCCUUUUGACUGGGAGAAGAGUGGAACAGAUGGCUCUCUGACAACAACAACAACUUCAACUACACCUCAGUUGCACACUCGUCUUACUCCAGCUGCAAUUGGAAUUGCCAAUGCCACUCCUAUCCCAGGAGAUCUGCUGCGAGAAAACACAGAUGAAGUGUUUCCUGAUGAACAGCUCAGUGAUGGAGAGAAUGGUAUUCCAGUUGGUGUCUCACCAGAGAAAUUACCUGGCUCCCCUGGCCAUCAGCGUCCUCAGGAAAGAGAUGUUUGGGAAGAAAUGGAUGCAAACAGGAACAAAAUAAAACUUGGGAUCUGUAAGGCUGCCACAGAGGAAGAGAACAGCCAUGGGCCAGUGAAUGGAAUGCUCAAUGCACCAAGUCUCGGAUCUCCAAUCCGUGUUCGCUCGGAGACCACCCAGCCAGACAGAGAUGCCCCACUGGUGCGAAAGUUACGUUCAAUUCACAGCUUUGAGUUGGAGAAACAUCUCACGUUGGAGCCAAAGCCAGACACUGAUAAAUUUCUUGAGACCUGUUUGGAGAAGAUGCAAAAGGACUUGAAGGCUGCAGCAGAGACUCCUGUUGCUGCUGUUUCUCCUCUUUCUCAGAAGAAAACUAUUCCAGCUCCUGCCCGCAUGGACCACGUUUGGCACUAUGAUGAAGAGUAUCUGCCAGAUGCCUCGAAGCCGGUGUCAGCCAGUUCUCCAGAACACGUUGAUGGGGUUAUUAGCAAUGGAUUUGUAGCUGUCAACUUAAACUCCUGCAGGCAGGAGGUUGAUUCUAAGGAAUGGGUGAUAAUAGAUAAGGAACGGGACUUGCAGGACUUCAGGACAAAUGAGGCUUUAGGGCACAAAACUACUGGAAGUCCCUCAGAUGAAGAGCCGGAGGUACUACAAGUUCUGGAGGGUUCCCCUCCAGAAGAGCAGUCCAGACAGGGUGGCUGGGCAGGAAACAGUGUCAAUGCAAAGAACCAAACCUCAGGGGUGGAGUUUGUUCUAGCAACAGAGUGUCAUCCUGCUGUUUCUGAACAACUUACAGAUAAAUUGGACCUUCUGUCCGGAGCUGCUGGGCAGCUUCUUGCAGCCACUCCUACAAGUCCUAUGGAAGCUCAAGCAGAAGGAGCACUCACUCCGCUCAACUCAUCUCAUAUGCUGCAUUUCUCCACUCCAAGAAUUUCAAGUCCCAUCCUCCGCACCAUGAGCCCUAUCUAUUUAUCCAUCCACUCGGACCCUCUGAAAGAGGUUGGUUUCCCAAGGAGUCAGUCAGCUGAGAGCCACUCCUCCUCCUCCUGCUCAACGGGGCGUAGGCAGCUUCCUGUCAUUCCCUAUGGCAACAAGUUCCCCCCUGUCAUUCGCAUCUCAAAAGCACAACUGCAGCAGAUAACUAUACCUAGACCUUCAGUGGCAUCCACACAGUCUGCUUCAGAGAGCUUUCAUUAUGGCCACCAGCUAGAGAAAAGAGAGCAGGAUGCUCAAUCCAUAGAACACACGGUGGAACUUUCCUUUCCAAAGGAAAGUUUGCCAGGUUUGGCUGUGACAGAGGAUGUGCUUGAAGCUAGUGCCAGCAGACCAGAUUUGGGACUUAAUAUCAGCCAAGAGGUGCUUGACAGGGAAGGGGUUGUUGAAGAAUGUGUCAACGUCCUGGAUUGUGGCCAAAAGGACCUCCCUGAAGAACACAGUGGGAUACAGGAAGAGAAAGAAGCUGAGAAUAUUCCUGUAGAGGAGGCUGAGGAGAAAAGGCUUGGAGUGGUUUCUGAGGAUGCCAUUGAAAUGCUAAGCAAGGAGCAGAAUUCUUCUUUGCCAGGAAACUCAAAAUCUGCAGAGGAAGAACCUCUAACGAAUACGGAAGGUGCUGAAGAAUCAAAGCCAAGGCCCGUCUGUUUGGUGCCAAAUCAAGAUGAGGUUCUGAAGUUGAUAGCACCUAAAUCAUCAGAAUUUUCUCCCUCAAGACUUACCAAGCCCCAUGUUAAUAGACAGGCAAGCAAAAUAUCACCAGUUCAGGAAAAUGGUUUUUAUUCUAAUAAGGAAGAAGUCCAUAUCGAAGACUUGAAAUGCCACCAAGUGGCCCUUACUACUUUUUUGCACCAGGAGGACAAAAAAGAGAAAAGUGCUCCCAAAAAUGGAGAGUUAUUCCACUGCAUUUCAGAAAAUGAGACUUCUCAGCGAUCUAAAAAGGAUCUGGUUAAAUCUCCUUUUGUAUUCAGGCAGAGCCGAAUUCCGGUUUUAGCACAAGAGAUAGACUCAGAAUCCUCAUCUCCUGUUUCAGCAAAGGAAAAGCUUCUUCUCAAAAAGGCCCAUCAGACAGAUUUGGUCAGACUACUUAUGGAAAAGAGACAGCUCAAAUCUUUCCUUGGUGACCUCUCAAGUGCCUCUGAUAAGUCACUGGAGGAAAAAAUGGCUGCUGCUCCAGUACAGUUUUCUGAGGACGAUGUCUUAUCCUCAUUUUCUAGAUUGACACUAGACUCUCAUUUCAGCAAGCAGACAGAGGAUAGCUCUUUAUCUCCUAGCAGCCCACAGUCCAGAAAAAGCAAGAUUCCAAGGCCAGUGUCCUGGGCUACCACUGAUCAAGUCAACAGUUCAAGUUCAGCUCAGUUCUUUCCUCGGCCACCACCAGGAAAGCCUCCUACUAGACCUGGGCUAGAAGCUAGGUUGCGCAGAUACAGAGUCCUAGGGAGUAGCAGCUCGGACUCAGAUCUCAUCUCUCGUCUCGCUCAGAUCUUACAGAAUGGAUCUCAAAGACCAAGGAGUUCUACCCAGUGUAAGAGUCCAGGAUCUCCACAUAGUCCCAAAACACCACCCAAAAGCCCUGUCAUCCCCCGACGCAGUCCCAGUGCCUCCCCUAGGAGCUCCUCUGUACCCCGUUCUGCCAGUUCUUCUCCAUCCCGGGCUGGGAGACCCCAUCAUGAUCAGAGAAGUUCAUCAUCCCCACAUCUUGGGAGGAGUAAAUCACCUCCUAGCCAUUCAGGCUCCUCAUCUUCUAGGAGGUCCUGCCAACAAGAGCACUGCUGCAACAAACCAAGCAAGAAUGGUCUGAAAGGAUCUGGCAGUUCCUUCCACCAUUCCCCAAACACUAAGACUUCCACAGGAAAGAGCAAAUCAACCACUAAGCUUAGCAGAUAGGAACUGGGCCUUGACAGGUAUAAAGCCUUCUCCUAAAUCUGAUGCAUGUCGUGUCUGUGUACUGUGUAUUUAAAAAAAAAAAAAUAAUCAAAAAAAUUAGAUUUAAAAAAAAAAAUGGUGUUGAAUCUGCGCUUUUUGAAGAAAGUAAGCAUCAUAAACUACUCAUGAGAAAACAUGCUGUGUAAAUAAGUGGCCAGGCAUUGCCUAAGAACAGGCAGCAAGCAGAUCCAUGAGAGGGGCAAGUAGAGGCCAGGGUAAGAACAAUAGGUAGUCAAAGAGGUGCAAUGUAUUUAGAGUAAAAAAAAUAAUAUGAGUGUUUUAAAAGGGUAAUUAUUUUUAUCUUUUUAGUUUUCCUAGCUAGAACAUCUGGCCUAAUGAUUUAAGACCUUAUAUACAUGAGGAGGAAAACCUGAAACAGUUGUUCUCAGAAGACACCACCACUUGGGAGAUAAGUACUGCUCAAACAUGCCUUUGUGGUUUGGAAAAAGCACACAGUUUAGGAGAUGAUGGUAUUUCCACCUUCUAAGUCUCUUCCAGUUUGAGUUGCACACAUCUCUGAAUCAUUCAGUGCUUGUCUUGUCCCCUAUCUACAGCGGCACAGGUUUGUUUUUUUCCCUAAAGAAGUAUCAUAUACCUUGCCCCUUCUUGACACUGAUGACAUUUUAUAAAUUAAUAUAAACUUUUGCCAAGAUGAUUUUGUGUAGCUGUAUUCCUUAGAAAUCCUUCGUUUAGUACAAAUUAGGAUUCAAGAAGCCAAUUCUCAGUUUUAUAUUACAGACUUCUUUGGGAGUCAUAGAGGGGUUCUUCAAACUGC
Molecule: messenger RNA, 5185 nt
Organism: Calypte anna (Anna's hummingbird)
Lineage: Eukaryota; Metazoa; Chordata; Aves; Apodiformes; Trochilidae
Gene: TTBK2
Product: tau tubulin kinase 2
Exons: 16
Coding region: 379-4371 (1330 amino acids)
Biological process (GO): signal transduction; peptidyl-serine phosphorylation; cilium assembly
Cellular component (GO): ciliary basal body; ciliary transition zone; cytoplasm
Molecular function (GO): ATP binding; protein serine/threonine kinase activity
Source: RefSeq, a predicted model, not a curated record